Molecule: messenger RNA, 3258 nt
Organism: Eremothecium gossypii ATCC 10895
Lineage: Eukaryota; Fungi; Ascomycota; Saccharomycetes; Saccharomycetales; Saccharomycetaceae
Gene: RAD5
Product: DNA helicase RAD5
Exons: 1
Coding region: 1-3258 (1085 amino acids)
Molecular function (GO): zinc ion binding; ATP binding; hydrolase activity, acting on acid anhydrides, in phosphorus-containing anhydrides
Source: RefSeq, marked provisional
AUGCAACGAACUGGUGAUGGUGAAAGGCCACGGUUCUUCCAGCAGGAUUUAGAUGUAAUACCUGACGAUAAAGGUUCUGACCUAUUCAUACAAACAGCAGAAGGCCCGGAUGGCCAUGUGGAUGACGAAGUCAUCGAAGACAAAACACGUUUUAUAACAAACUUAAAGGAAGUCCUGGGAGCUCUACCCGAUGAUAUACUUGAAGGCUACUGGAACAGCUAUGGUGCUUCAAAGGAUGGUCUCAGCAAGGCUAUACAACAACACUUCGAGGGUAAAGAAACUAAAGGAUGCUCAGAUGCUCACGACGACUUAAAUACAGAAACGCAGAAUUCCCAAAAUACCAUAGUGAAUGGGCAUGUCUCGAAUCAAAUCAAACGUGCGAGCGAAGGGGGUCUCCCCAUUUUGAAACGGAAGAAGCAGCUUUGUUGUUGGCGGCGAUUCUUAGGAUCUACUCAAGUGAACGCUAUGGCCACGCGCCCUACUGCACAGCCUUUGAAAUAUGGCUCUGAGUUACUUAUCAGGCGCACCAGUGGUCAGCCGAAUAACAGUGGCCUCAGGAGCCGCAAGAAGCCCGGAUUCUCGCAGUAUGUAAGAUUCUGUGAUGCGACCUCCUCCCGUGAAUUGGGAAGGCUUCCGGAAGAUAUAUCUGAAAUACUGCAUACGCUGUUGCAAACCCCUGGAGUUGAAUUUAAGGCUACUAUGAUAUUUUGCAAUAGUAAGAGACUGAGUGUCGGUGAUUUAUUUGUGGUUCGUCUUGAUUGCUUUGUCACAUCAUUACUCUUUGAUCCAGCACUGCCCGGGAAAGCAGAAGAUGAGCAGUUUCAACAACGAAACCGAGCACUAAUGCUGCUUUUUAAGAAUUUGAAUAUGACGCCUUUAGCUGAAGGUGCUGAUUUGGUACCAGAAAAGCCCGAAUUUUACGAUCUUGAAGAGGAUGAAUCAAUCACAGAUGCUACUGUAAAUAGUCCCACAGCAUCUGAUGAUUAUAUGGAUUUGAACCAACUGCGUAACUUCUAUCGAAGCACUCAAGAAUCUGCAUCAAUCUUUAAGCUGCGGGAAACAACACCUCCUGUUGACAAAUUUCAAUUGGAACUACGUCGCUACCAAAAGCAAGGUCUUACCUGGAUGCUUCUUCGAGAACGUGAGCAUGCAAUAUUAGAACCAGGGUCUCAAGAUGCCUUGGCUGAUGGACCAAUGGAUCCCAUGUGGAGAAUGUUUAAAUGGCCUCGUGACACAUCUUGGGAUGUGUCACGAGGAACUACAUAUGUCUCCCUCGAAGCUGAUAUUCCAGAUAAAUUUUAUGCCAACCUGCAUACAGGUGAGUUUUCCCUCGUGAAGCCAAUCUCUAAAUCAAUAUUGAAGGGCGGUAUAUUAGCAGAUGAGAUGGGACUUGGUAAAACUAUUUCUAUUCUAGCUCUUAUUACCAUGGUACCUUCUGAUACUAAACAUUUAUUAACAACAGCUCAGGAGAAACCGCCUGUUGGGCACCUAAGUUUGGAAUUAGGCAUCAGCACCGUAAAGCCAUAUACAGCUAGCACUACCCUGAUAGUUGUGCCUAUGUCUCUUCUUCCUCAAUGGCGUAAUGAAUUUGUGAGAGUAAACGAUGGGAAUGGUUUAUAUUGUGAGGUAUAUUACGCAGGCAAUGUUAGUAACUUGAGGACCUUGCUAGUAAAGCAAAAAUCACCCCCUUCUGUGGUUCUCACAACAUAUGGUGUGGUACAGACUGAAUGGUCUAAGCUACAACAAUUUGAUUAUGAGGCAUCGAACGAAGGUCUAUUUUCUGUUGAAUUUUUCCGUAUUAUACUUGAUGAAGGUCAUAAUAUAAGGAAUAGGACGACAAAAACUUCAAAAGCGGUUAUGGCGCUAACUUCCAGGCGUAAAUGGGUCUUAACUGGAACACCGAUAAUGAAUAGGCUAGAUGACCUUUUCAGCCUUAUCAAGUUCAUGAAUUUUGAACCAUGGUGCAAAAUUGAUUAUUGGAGACAGUUUGUCUCCGACCCUUUCGAAAAGAAAGAUUACAGCUCUGCGCUUGAGGUUAUUCAAGCAGUAAUGGGCCCAAUUUUGUUAAGACGGACAAAGAAUAUGAAAGACGAAGAUGGAAACCCUCUUGUUCAGCUUCCACCGAAAGAAGUCGUUAUAGAGAUGAUUCGAUUCAGUGACACAGAAGCUGGAUUAUACAAAUACUUUCUGUCCAAAGCCGAGCAUUCCGUCAAGGAAAGUCUGGCUCGCGGCGAUUUACUUAAGAAAUACUCCACUAUUUUGCUCCAUAUCUUGAGACUACGCCAGGUGUGCUGUCAUUUCAAACUUCUGGGCAGUCAGGAUGAAAAUGAUGAGGACUUGAAGAACAUGAAAUUAAUUAAUGAUAUACCAGAUAUAUCUACAUUAUUGGGUGAGGAUUCACAGUCUCCAGGCAGUUCCAGUGAAGGUAUGCCCGAUUUCAUUGAAGAUUUUAAGACCAAAUAUCCAAAUAGCGAUGCCCUCAAAGAUUUGGAAUGUUCCAUUUGCACCUGUGAAGCCAUUUCUCCAUUAACUUCGGUGGUAUUUACACGCUGUGGUCAUCCAUUCUGUGAGUCAUGUUUAUUGGAAUACAUUCAAUUCCAGAAUAAGAAAGGUAGUGAGACCAUCUGUCCCAAUUGUAGGGCGGCAGUGGAAAGCAGGUAUUUAUUGAAGCUAGAAGACAUCAAUGGCAAAUUGGAGCCCGUGCCGUAUAGUAAUACCAAGAAAUCAUCCAAGAUUGUAGCACUAAUCAGGCAUUUGAAGCAUCUACAAGAUACGUCUGCGAACGAACAGGUCGUUGUGUUUUCCCAAUUUUCAUCGUAUCUGGACAUACUAGAGAAUGAGCUAAGACAAUCAUUUGCGUCCGAUAUAUGUGAAAUCUACAAAUUUGAUGGUCGUCUGGAUUUGAAAGAAAGAUCUAAUGUUUUGGCCAAAUUCACGGAAAAGAGUUUGGUAAAGAUGAAAGUUCUUCUCUUAUCCUUAAAAGCCGGCGGAGUUGGUUUAAACCUCACUUGCGCCUCGCAUGCAUUUAUCAUGGAUCCGUGGUGGUCUCCAGGUAUGGAAGAUCAGGCUAUGGAUAGAAUUCAUAGGAUAGGUCAGUCCAACACUGUCAAAAUAUACCGUUUUAUUGUCGAAAAUAGUAUAGAGGAAAAGAUGCUGCGUAUUCAGGAGAAGAAGAGAUCACUUGGUGAAUUUGUUGAUGCAGAUGAAGAGGAAAGAAGACGUAGCAGGAUUGAAGAAAUCAAAAUGUUGUUUGCAUGA